Argiope bruennichi is the source of this 5705-nucleotide messenger RNA. Its product is annotated as ubiquitin carboxyl-terminal hydrolase 8-like. Gene Ontology annotation, molecular function: cysteine-type deubiquitinase activity. The coding region runs from base 500 to 3538 and encodes 1012 amino acids. The record is from RefSeq and is a predicted model, not a curated record. Gene Ontology annotation, biological process: protein deubiquitination. The transcript is spliced from 23 exons. Lineage: Eukaryota; Metazoa; Arthropoda; Arachnida; Araneae; Araneidae.
AGAAUUAUGUUUUCGUUUUAUUAUGAUUUCUGACUGGGUGAUGUUUGACAAAUGAAAUGUUUUACGGAAUUUUACAUCAUUUAUUUGAUUUUUUUUUUGUUGCGAAUUUAAUGCAUGUAGUUUUCAAUUAAUGAAAAUUUUAUGACUGAGCGGUAUUUAAAUUAACGCUAUAGGUACUUGCAACUUUCACAGUUAAAUAAUUUCAUAUCUGUAAAUUUUGCAUUAAAAGAUAUACCUAUGUUUAUAGUAUUGUUCCAUUAUCUUUAAAAUAAGAAAUAUAUAUGUUGAAUUUGAAUUUUAACGUCGACCUUCAGUGAACAUAUUUGUAAAAAAAAAAAGCACAAUAAUGACUUGUUCCAACUUUAAACAUGAUGUCAGCUUCUGUUAGCAGUUAUUAACAUUCGUUUGGUUCCAGAACAAGAACAGUGAUUUAUCAGGAAAGUUAGAAAUUAUAAUCCAUUUCAUCACUGUGUUUGUUAUUCAGAUUAAAAUCUACAAUAUGCCUGCCUCUUCUGUAAAACAGUUAUAUGUUGCAAAAUGUAUGAAAGAUCUUGAUUCUCAAUCUAAAAUUGAAAAUACUUUUAAAGGAAAAAAUACAAACAUCUUAGUAAUUUCAGCUGAAAAGGUUUUUAAAGCUGCAGAAGCUUCUUACAUUGAUAAAGAUGAAGAAAAGGCUUAUGUUCAAUAUACAAGAUUUAUUGAAUUGGUUCUUCUUUUACGAAAACGCAAGGAUUUUGCAAAUCAUCCUGAUUGUAAAUUGCUCUCUAGAAAUGCACAAACUGCUAUUGCAAGAGCAGAAGAUUUAAAAGCAAGCCUUUUAAAAAGGUAUUCCAUUCUUCAAGAAGCAAAUUGUUUAGCUGAAAAUGAAAAGAAUGAAAUGAUUAAUUCCCUUCAAAACAACAAACCUGAUGUAGUUGUGUCAUCUGAGCAAGUUACUCCUGAAGUUGAGUUACCAAAAACUGAAGAUGUCCCUGAGCUCUCAAUUUCAAGCUCAAAACUUUUUUCGCUCUUAACAAACCAGCAGUUCAAUAUCAUUCUUAUGGAUACAAGACCUCCAAAAGACUUUGAGGAAUCUCAUAUUAAACACAGCCAGUGCAUCAACAUACCACAGCAUUUACUUGAGCCUGGCACUACAGCAAUGAAACUUGAAGGCGUUCUUCCACCAGCAUCACUUGGAAAAUGGUAUAUGCGAAGUGAAGCUGAUUAUGUCAUUUUAAUUGAUUGGGACUCCAAAGAUGAAUCUUCUUACUCUUUACAUCUAGAAGUAUUAAAACAAGCAAUGUCUAAGUGGGACCAGAGAUGCUCAUUAAAAAAACCACCAGUAAUUUUACAAGGUGGAUACAAAGACUGGAUGUUAAAAUAUCCGAUGUAUACAACACAAGCUUUAAGUUUUAGUUCAGUGAAUGAUUUCAAAACUUCUUCUGUAAUUGCUGAUGUUUCUGGUGUGGAAUAUCCAAAUCUUGAUGAACCUGAUAAAACUUCUGCAAAUAAAGAAAACCUGAAUGGUCCAGGUAUGCUCUUCAGAAAAUCAAAUGUUCCACCUCCUGUGCCUAGUUCUGUUUCUCCAGUCCCUUCAAAUGUUAGAAACAGCAAAUCUGCUCCUGUAAUUGACAGAAAAUCUAAACCCACAAUUGAUAGAAGUGCUAAAACUUCUGCUGGUGAAAGAAAAAAUAUGCAAACCUCUACUUCAAAUCAAAGCUUGAAAGAUGAGAGAACCACAUCUGGCAUUCCUGUUUUGUCUAGAAAUAAUUCAGAAAAAGCAGACUCCAGCAACAAGGAUAAGAAAGAGUUGAUGAGUUCUUUGAAUUUAGAAUCAUCAUUGGCUAAAGAAAAUCUGGAAUUUGCUAAACAGCAACUUGCUAAAGAACAAGAACUUGAAAACUUGCGAUUGCAGAAAGAGUUAGCAGCAGAAGAAAAUAUUCGACAAGAGAUACAAAAACGAGAAGAGCAGUUAAUCGACACUUUAAAGAAAUUAGAAAUUGAAAGUCGAAAUAGAGAUCAGGAUUAUUUGAAAAUGAAAGAAGAAAAUAUUACAUUAAAAAAGUUGUUAGGUGAAAAGAGUAUCAAAAAGGAAGAGGAUAAAGAAGUUCAGAAGCAAAAAGAGGAGAUACUUGAGGCAGAAAAGCAAAAGAAAGCCAUGCAGGAAUAUGUGGAGAAAUUACGGGAACAAAGGAAGAAGCAGGAGAUAAUGAACAAAAGAAAAACGGAGCUUGCAAAAACAGAUGUGAUGCCUAGAGAAGUUGUUUCAGCAAACACAGGUUUAAAAAGAAAUUUGCAAGAUCAAAAUUCUCAAAAUUCUGAAUAUACAGUUCCUCUUUCAAGGCAGUCAUCAACAGAUAGCUCGGGCCGUGGCUUAGUAAGAUCUCAUUCAUCUCCAAACAUAGCUCAAAUGGUGAAUCAAGAAGAAAGUUCCCAACGAAAAGUUCCAGUUGUAGACCGAUCUUUGAAACCUAAAGCCAUAAUUCCUAGUCAUCAAGUUAUUGAAAUAAACAGAGCUAGGUUGCGAAAUUUGAACCCAGUUUAUGGCAAUUGUCCUGUUCGACCUGCUACUGGCUUGAGAAAUUUGGGAAAUACUUGUUUCAUGAACUCAAUAAUACAGUGUUUAUCAAAUACCAUUCCACUUGCUGAGUAUUUUACUUCUGGGCAGUACAUGGAAGAUAUAAAUCGAGAUAGCAAAAGUGGAACAGGUGGAGAAGUUGCAGAGGAGUUUGCUGUGGUCAUUAAAUCAUUGUGGAUGGGGCAGUAUAAAUCAUUUUCCCCAAAAGACUUUAAAAAUACUGUGAGCAGAUGCCUUGCUGUCUGUAUUGGCAAUGAACAGCAGGAUUCACAUGAAUUUUUUGUUGUCCUAAUGGAAAAAUUGCAUGCUGAUUUAAAUAAGAGAAUCUCUAGAUCUGUGCCUAAGCUUGAGUCUUGUGCAGAUGAAAAUACAUUUUGGAUUCAUCACAAAAGUCUUAAUAGUUCUAGAAUAUCCGAUCUGUUUGAAGGCUUGUUGAAAUCCACUCUCCAGUGUAUGACAUGUCGAACAACUUCAGACAGCUUUGAAGUGUUCUCUUGCCUCUCUCUUCCUAUUUUGUCCAGCAAGUGCUCUCUGUCGACUUGUUUUGAACAUUUUUUAAAAUCUGAGAAGAUAUCUGGAGAAGCUGCAUGGGAUUGUCCAAAGUGCAAAACCAAAAAGGAGGCAGAGAAACGUUUGCGUAUUUGUCGAGUGCCUGAAAUAUUAGUUAUUCAAUUGAAAAGGUUUUCAUAUGAAGGACUAUGGAGAAGAAAACUUCAGACUGCAGUCCAUUUUGACUUUCAAUUUGAUGUGCCUUAUGAAAAAAACACUGAAGUAUAUAAUCGAAGAUACAAUCUUUAUGGAAUAGUUAACCAUUUUGGAACAUUAGAAGGAGGCCAUUAUACUGCUUAUUGCAAUACAGCUUCCAAUAUAUGGUUUAAAUAUGAUGAUCAUGAAGUUUCAGAAAUAAAUUCAAAUAUUAUCAGGACGCCUGCUGCCUACAUCUUGUUUUAUAGAUCAAGUGAACCUCACUCCAAUUUAUAAAAGUUAGCACCAAGAAUAUUUUUGGCAGAAGAAACAAAUGAAUGUUCAUCAUAACUUGUAUGAAAAAUGAUCCAUUUAAUUUUACAUCUUAUUAUACUUCAGUAUGUUUGAAAAGUUGAAUUGUUUAGACAAGAAGUGUAUGUGUUUUCAUUCAAGUAACAUAAACAUGGGAUUGUGUUAAUGUGGAGAGAAAUUGCGAUCUAAUGUUUUUGCCUCUGCACUGCAGUGUUUAGUGCUGAGUGUAAUAAUGCAUUCCGCUGCUUCUUUUAUAGUUAAUGUGAUCAUUGUCAAUAAUGCGUUAGCUUUACACUACCAAAUUUUAAUGUGCAACAUUAAUAAAAAUGAGUAAAUUGCACCAAGUUCUAGGGUAAUUAUAGAUUUUAAAUUUUUAUUAUUGACUGUAUUGGCAGAUUAAUAAAGAAAUUGCAGAGAAAUAAUUAAAUUUGAUAAAUAAUUUUUAUUUGCUGCAGAAUAAUUAUUUAUAUAAAAAAUGUCUCCUAAGCAUUCUCAUUAUUUAAUUGAUAACAUUAUAUGCUUGUUUUAAUAGUACAUUUUAACUUUUAUAAUUGUUGGGAAAAUAAAUAAUCUUUCUAAUAAUAUAUAUAAUUGUUAUUAUGAUCAAAAUGCUAUAAUUUGGAUUCUAAAUUUCUAAUAUAAAAUGUCAUGAAAGUAGAGUUUUUAUUUUUAGGAAUUUUUUCUUUAUAUCAUCUGAGAUAAUUGCUUGAGAGGGGGCUUGUGUUUGUAUCAUCUGAGAGGGAGCUUGUAUUUAAAUUGUUUUCAAAGAUGUUAAAUGAAACAAACAUACAAAAAAUAACUAGGACUUUUAAAGGAAUGGAAAAGUUACAGAAUAACAACUGAAACAUUAUAACCGUGAGCAUUGAUAUUCUGCCCUGUGAUGUAUUAAUAAAUGCAUUUUUUAUUGGUAUUGAUUCAUUUAGUAUUAAAUUAAAGAAAAAGAUUAUUGAUUUGAUGUAUCUAAAUUGUUAUAAAAAUGUAAACAGGCUGUUGCUAACUUUUAAUAAAUUUUAAUUAGGAACUAAAUUUGUCCAUAUAUUUUUCCUAAAGCCCCUUGCUCUUAUUUAAAUAUUUAUCUGAAUGCAAUGAAACAAUUUUUUUUUUUAAAUGUAUUUUUUUUUUUUUUUUUGCUUAGAAUAAAUGUAAAUAUUAGGAUAUAAUCAUCAUUUGUAUUUAUUAAAGGUAUUUAAUAUUCUAUAUUAAUUUAAUAAAUUUUAUCAUUCAUUUUACUUUUUUUUUUAAUUCUGUGCUCAUGGAAGCUUUUCUACGAUGGAGAAAUUUUUAAAAUCUUGUUUUGGCCAUUUUUUUUUUAUUUUUUUUUAACUGCUGAUGAGCUAUUGUAGGAAACUGCAGUGAGGAACUACAGAGUUCUCCUUGAAGUUUUCUUCUGCUGUGAAGAGGCAUAUGGCGUUUCCUAGAAAACUCUGAAAAAGGGAGUUUAAAUAUUAUGCUCAAAAUUAGGAAUUCAAUCUUAUAUACUGAACAAAUUUGGAAGUGUUUUAGUACUGAAUAUAUGAGCCAACCCUAAUGUUAAUUGGUAAACAACUAAGUUUUUUUUUUCUGAAAAUGUUUUUUUCAUAUGUGAUAAAAUUCAAAUGAUAUGGAAAUUUUAAUAUAGGCAUGAAACUUCAUUAAAUAAUUUAAUAUGAUAAUACUACAUAUAUGCAGACAGGCAAUAACCUUUCAUUAUUAUAUUAUAUAUCUCUUGUUUUAUUUUAUUUCAUAUCUCUAAAUACCAUAAUUGUAUCAAAGCAAAUAUUAUGUCAGCAAUCAUUCUUUGGUUGAAAAAUCGCUUGUUUAUGUCCUAAAGCUUCACAUAUACUUAGAUGUGCAAUAUGCUACAAAUGCAUAAAUUACGCUCAAAAGCCUAAUCAUGCUGAUUAUUAUGAUUGAUAUAAUUAUGUAUUUUACAUCACAGAAUUUGAAAAUACUACAAUAAUAUUUAAUAUUUGUAAAUUUUAUGUAUAUAAUACAUGAAUUACUUUAUUUCUGUAAAAAAAUUGUAGAUAUAAUAUUACAGAGUGUAUUUUAUGGAAACAUUUACAUAAGCAGAAUGAUUGUAUAAUUGUUUACUUGAUAUUUUAUGUAAUAUUUAUUUAUAUAUUUCUUUUAUUUUGUCUGUACUUAUUUUUCAUUUUGUAACACAUGUAUA